Messenger RNA from Aspergillus uvarum CBS 121591, 1365 nucleotides. RefSeq lists its product as uncharacterized. The record is from RefSeq and is a predicted model, not a curated record. The transcript has 5 exons. The coding region runs from base 1 to 1365 and encodes 454 amino acids. NCBI's taxonomy places the organism in Eukaryota, Fungi, Ascomycota, Eurotiomycetes, Eurotiales, Aspergillaceae.
AUGGAUGAUGAUAUCGUCAACUGCCGCCGCAAUAGCAACUACGGACAAGAUUUUAUCACCGAUAUCGCCGAAAAUGUUUCCUUGAGUACCCCGCCCGAAGUUGCCGAGAUCUUAAAUAUCUCAGUGAGAGCGGAGGAGUUUGACAAUCUAUACUGCAUUAUCCUGACACCUGCCAAUACACCAUCAAUGGCGACAGAAUCUCAUGCCAUCGUCUUCGGGGCAGCUGGACUGCUCGGAUGGGCGACCUUGAACCAGCUGCUCUCCGGCUACCCCUCAUCAAGCCCAUUCACUCGUGUCACCGCGGUCCUCAAUCGACCCGUCGCCGAGUCUGACCUCUGCUUGCCCUCAGGACCGAACAGCCCUUCGUUUGGGCUGGUUUUGGGGAUCAAUUUGCUACAGACAAACACAGAUGAUCUUGCAAAGCAACUGAAAGAAAAAGUCCCCGGCGCGGAAGGGAUAACCCACGUCUUUUAUUUCGUCUUUGCGCCGUUCAACGAUGACCAUAUCCAAGAGUGUACCCAGAACUGCGGUAUGAUGCAGCGACUGGCCGGCGCAUUGAACAUCGUCGCCCCAAGGCUCCGGUCGUUUGUGUAUUCCGGCGGAUCAAGAGGCUACGGUAUUUACAAUCCCAGUGGCGUCUUCCAGCCACCACUCGAGGAAUCCAUGGCCGAUGGCUUACCGGAAGACUACGCUAAGACCGUCGCAUAUCCGUGGUUCCGAAAGAUUUUGACUGAAGCCAGCAAGGAUCGCAAUUGGACCUGGAGCGAGGUCUGUCCGGAUGCCGUGGUUGGGUUUUCUCCCAAUGGCUCGGCGUACUCCCUUGCUCUUCACUGGGCGCAAUACCUUUCUUUAUAUGCAUACAAUCACAGAGGCGUCACCGACAAAGAGAUCGAUGUUCCGUUUCCCGGGAGUGAGGCUGGUUAUCGGUCGCUGUACACGCCCGUCUCGAGUGAGAUUCUCGGUCGCAUUGCAAUCCAUGCAGCACUACAUCCCGAUUCAUGCGGUAGAAAGAUCAUAAACAUGCUAGACAACGAUACCCCCGUCAGCGCUAGCGACCUAUGGCCGGGCAUCGCGGCCUGGUUCGGGCUAAAAGGGGUGGGACCAGCGAAAGACGACAUCCUCAAACCAAGUGAAUAUGUCGACAAAUACCGCCAUCUGUUCGCUCAGAAUGGGGUUCCUAAGGGACUGACCUGCGGCGUUGGCCAGGGGAAGAAGCAACUGGAUUCUGUUGGGUGGUGGCUCACUUUUGACCGACAGUUCAGUUCCAAGAGGUUGAGGUCGAUGGGGUUUACUGAGCAGCGAGAUCCGGUUGAUGGCUGGCUGGAAGCAUUCGAGAGAUUCAGAGCGGCGGGAAUUAUCUUUUGA